Messenger RNA from Carya illinoinensis, 1890 nucleotides. Its product is annotated as phosphatidylinositol/phosphatidylcholine transfer protein SFH4-like. Bases 145 to 1419 code for a protein of 424 amino acids. The transcript is spliced from 7 exons. Lineage: Eukaryota; Viridiplantae; Streptophyta; Magnoliopsida; Fagales; Juglandaceae. The record is from RefSeq and is a predicted model, not a curated record.
UUUUAUUCAACUUAUAUCUCAGUCUUAAAAUCUCUCUAUUUCUCCGCUACUUGCUAGCCAGUGAGAGUUCGAGUUUUAAAUGGUUGCGUGAAGCAGAAGCUUGGGAUAUUCGUGUUUUCUCGGAGAUUUCUAAGUUUUCUCGAAAUGGGGAAGAAAGAGCAGAAGGAUCAGAAAGAAGACGCAAAGGUUGAAGCUGUUCUGAAGCUUCUCAGACUACAAGCCCCACUUACAGUAAAGCAGGAGAAGUUCUGCAACAAGGCUUGCGUAGAACGGUUUCUUAUAGCCAAGGGGGAUAGCGUGAAGAAGGCUGCGAAGAACUUGAGGGCUUGCCUUUCUUGGAGAGAGAGUAUUGGCACCGAGCAUUUGAUAGCAGACGAGUUCUCGGCCGAGCUCAGCGACGGCAUUGCUUAUGUGGCCGGUCACGAUGAAGAGAACAGACCCAUUUUGAUUUUCCGGAUCAAGCAAGAUUACCAAAAAUUCCAUUCGCAGAAAGUGUUUACUCGUUUGCUUGUGUUUACACUGGAGGUGGCUAUUCAAACCAUGCCAAAAAACGUCGAGCACUUCGUUCUUCUUUUCGACGCAAGCUAUUUCAGGUCUGCAUCAGCUUUUAUGAAUUUAUUUCUGACAACGCUGAAAAUGGUGGCGGAGUACUACCCGGGCCGGCUACACAAGGCUUUUGUCAUUGACCCUCCGUCUCUAUUCUCUUAUCUAUGGAAGGGUGUUCGACCGUUCGUUGAGCUAUCAACGGCCACGAUUGUGGUAUCCUCACUAGAUUUUGAAGAAUCGUUGGACUUCAACGAUUUCACUAGCUACCCACGAGCUUCGUCCCUCCGAUUUGACCCUUCGUCGUUGAAAUCGACGGCCAAGAUCGGCUCAUGCUCAUCCUCACGCUUCUCGUUCACGGUCUCGCACCACCUUGACUCGCUUAAACCGUGGUAUCUGAGCUUAGCCGACACGUCGGCUUCCAAAGUAGGACCCACCACCACCCAGUACUCUUCUCUAGGCCCCGCACUCAUCUCCCCGCUCAACGCCCGGUCCCUCUCUUUCGCAUCACCAGCUGCUAGAACUACACCUGGAAGCAUCUACGGUGGUAGCUACACUAAGCCAACGAGGAAGUCCCUGUUCCCUUCGACCCCGUUGCCACAGCGUAGUACCGGCGAUGAACGUAGCAAAAUGUUCCACCCCCGAACCCCACGGCCCUCGUUCCUCCAAUCACCGGCCAUGUUUUUCCGCAGGGAGUGCCACGUCAGCCGGGGCGACAGGUCCCGGGAGUCGUUCCUACCGUUUUUAAAGUUCUACAGGAGGCCAUACGAUGAGAUGAUUUACAGGUCAAAGAUGAGGCCCCCACUUGGUGGACUAAUCUCCAUCGUCUCUCCCCAUAUCAGACGCCGCCACGAGUCCGUAUCACAACGGUUCUGAUAUAAUUCAGUAACCCAAGAAGAGAGAGUACAUAGUGGAUUAACAAUCUCAAUGACACUAGUGCUAAUAAUUGAUUAAUUAUUUCUGAGCUCAGUUUCGAGAGACGAUGAAAAAUAAAACACAGAGAGAGAGAGAAGAAAUCGCAGAGACGUGCGAGGCGGGGUGUGAGAAAGUGUGCAUUAUGUCCAAGUAAGAGGUUUGUGGAGUUUACGACGUCUACAAGUUUUAGGGUUUGGAGGGGCGCAAAGCCGUCAUGCAUGGGACAAGAAACGUACCGUGGUCGAGACGGCGAACAUUUUGCUUUUGAAAUCAUAUGGUGGGAAAGAGAUCUAAGUACUGUAUGCAUGUACUAGCUAGAAAAUUAAACCAAAGCGUUGAAAAAAGAAAGCAUAUCUCUUUUCCGACUCAAAUCUGAUAUUUUAUACUCUUAUUUUUUAGUCGUUUUGAAAAAUGAGAGUUUUUUUAUUAAUA